Molecule: messenger RNA, 588 nt
Organism: Closterium sp. NIES-65
Lineage: Eukaryota; Viridiplantae; Streptophyta; Zygnematophyceae; Desmidiales; Closteriaceae
Source: the annotation of a GenBank genome assembly
AUGAAGAGGACAAUCUACGAGGACCCUACAGCCGUGUAUUUCGUUAUGGAGAAAUGCUCAGGUGGUGACCUCUUGAGUUAUAUAAGCAGAAAGGGACAGGUUCCUGAAGACGAAGCUGCGAAAAUCUUCCGCCAAUUGGUGACAGCCGUUGCGUUUUGCCACGAGCGUGGUGUGAUUCAUCGCGACCUCAAGCCUGAAAACGUCCUCAUCACACAUCGGCAGCAAGUUAAGCUCACAGAUUUCGGCCAGGCUGUCCCCUGCAGGAGAGAAGGCUUCGUUCAAGGAGCCGCAGGAAGUCACCCCUACACAGCUCCUGAAUUGCUUUGCAGAUUGAAAUACAACGAGAAGGUGGACGUCUGGAGCCUGGGAGUAAUCCUCUACACUAUGCUGGCAGGAAAGUGGCCGUUUUAUUCGCCUAAGAAGAGCAUGAUGAAGAAAAUGAUAUGUGCUGCACAGCCAGACCUGGUUUCUGGACCAUGGCGUCUGAUCUCUGCUGAUGCUCUACAGUUGGUCAAGAAAAUGCUCACCGUGAAUCCGUCUCAGCGCCCAUCCUGUAAAGAGCUGCUCCAACACCCAUGGCUCAGAUGA